CUCUCGCCGUUUCUCAUUCACGGCUCUUCCCAAAUUAUCCUCCCCUUUUGGUGCUGCUACCCUCUUUUUACCCUAGGGGAUUUUAGUGUUUCCUAUAUGGCCUCAGCAGAUAUUGAGUUCCGGUGCUUCGUCGGAGGGCUCGCCUGGGCCACCGACGAUAGGGCUCUCGAACAAGCUUUCAGUCAGUACGGCGAGAUCGUCGAAUCGAAGAUCAUUAACGAUCGUGAGACUGGAAGAUCCAGAGGCUUCGGGUUCGUAACUUUCCGUGACGAGAAAGCUAUGAGAGAUGCUAUUGAAGGAAUGAACGGUCAGAAUCUCGACGGAAGGAAUAUCACCGUCAACGAAGCUCAAUCUCGCCGAAGCGGUGGUGGCGGUGGCGGUUUUGGUGGAAACGGCGGUUACAGCCGCGGUGGUGGCGGCGGUGGAUAUGGAGGUCGCCGUGAGGGAGGUUACGGAGGUGGUCGCCGUGAGGGUGGAUAUGGAAAUGGUGGAGGAUAUGGCGGUGGUGGAUACGGAGGUGGACGCCGUGAGGGUGGAUAUGGUGAUGGUGGAUCGCGCUACCCUAGAGGUGGAGGCGCUUCUGAGGGCAACUGGAGGUCUUAGAAUUAGGGUAUGAGUGGGCUUGGGCCGUAUGUGUUGUGGUUGGGUUUAUUGGGUUGUUUAGUUUGUGUUUGGUUUUGAUGAUGUUGUUAUGGUUCUUCUAUGGUUCUCUGUUACUGUUUGGGUUUUGGGUUCCCUCUUUUUUGACCGAUGGUUCUUAUGCUUUUGUGGCCGGUGUCGUUAGGUGUAAACUCUUUAAACUUGAAAAAUGGAAUGAAGUAUAGAUCUUCUUUUCAAA
Messenger RNA from Theobroma umbraticum, 838 nucleotides. Its product is annotated as glycine-rich RNA-binding protein-like. Gene Ontology annotation, molecular function: RNA binding. NCBI's taxonomy places the organism in Eukaryota, Viridiplantae, Streptophyta, Magnoliopsida, Malvales, Malvaceae. The record is from RefSeq and is a predicted model, not a curated record. Gene Ontology annotation, biological process: miRNA transport.